Molecule: messenger RNA, 1617 nt
Organism: Ascochyta rabiei
Lineage: Eukaryota; Fungi; Ascomycota; Dothideomycetes; Pleosporales; Didymellaceae
Product: Anthranilate synthase
Exons: 9
Coding region: 1-1617 (538 amino acids)
Biological process (GO): L-tryptophan biosynthetic process
Molecular function (GO): anthranilate synthase activity
Source: RefSeq, a predicted model, not a curated record
AUGGCCCAACAGCUAGGCGUUCAGCCAUCCCUUGACACGGUGCGCGAGGUGUUGGCUGCGGCAGUCAGCUCCCCAAACCCGCCCAACCUCGUCCCCGUCUUCUCCUCGAUAUCCGCCGAGUUCCUGACGCCCUCGAGCAUAUACCUCAAGAUUUCUGCAAAGUCGAAGUCGAAGCUUUCGUUCCUCUUUGAGAGCGCAGCCACCACCGAGACAAUCGGACGAUACAGCUUCGUUGGCGCAGACCCUCGCAAGGUCAUCAAGACUGGCCCCGGCCAUGGCGAGGAGGCGGAUCCCCUUCCCAACCUCGAGAAGGAGCUCGCAAAGAGCACGGUCGCGACCGUACCCUCGAUACAGCUUCCCCCCAUGACCGGUGGCGCCGUUGGAUAUGUUGGCUACGACUGCGUCAAGUACUUCGAGCCAAAGACACGGCGGGACGACGUGAAGGAUGUCCUGGGUGUACCGGAGAGCUUGUUCAUGCUGUUCGACACAGUCGUGGCUCUUGACCACUUCGCACAGGUGGUCAAGGUCAUCACCUACGUACAGGUCCCAGACAGUCUCGACGACUUGGAGGCGGCGUACGAGGAGGCCAAGGCUACGCUGAAGAGAUACGUGACCAUACUCAAGGACAAAGAAGUGCCCAUGCCCGAGCAGGGGCCCAUCCAGCUCGGGAACCAGUACAAGUCGAACAUUGGCCAGGAAGGCUACGAGUCCCACGUCAAAGAGCUCAAGAAGCACAUCAGUAUUGGCGACAUCAUCCAAGCCGUGCCUUCGCAGCGUUUCGCACGACCUACCUCGCUGCACCCCUUCAACGUCUACAGGAACCUUCGAAACGUCAAUCCAUCGCCGUACCUCUUCUUCGUCGACUGCGAGGAUUUCCAGAUCGUCGGCGCAAGUCCCGAGUUGCUGGUCAAAGAGGAGCAGGGUCGGAUCAUCACACAUCCCAUUGCCGGGACCGUUAAGAGGGGCAAAACCCUGCAGGAAGAUGCAGCCCUGGCUGCAGAGCUUUCCGACUCACUGAAAGACCGGGCCGAGCACGUCAUGUUGGUGGAUCUCGCCCGGAAUGACGUCAAUCGUGUUUGCGACCCGCUUUCCACUCGAGUGGAUAAGCUGAUGGUGGUGCAAAAGUUUUCGCAUGUGCAGCACCUGGUCUCCGAGGUGUCAGGCGUGCUGCGACCUGGCAAGACACGAUUCGACGCCUUUCGGUCGAUUUUUCCAGCAGGGACCGUGAGCGGCGCGCCCAAAGUGCGGGCGAUGCAGCUCAUUGCCGAACUCGAGAAAGAAAAGCGCGGUGUCUAUGCUGGCGCUGUGGGGUAUUUCGGCUACGGUAGCGUCGAGGGUGAUAGGCAGAUCGAGGGUGCUAUGGACACGUGCAUCGCGCUACGGACCAUGCUUGUCAAAGAUGGCAUCGCAUAUCUCCAAGCAGGGGGCGGAAUCGUGUUUGAUUCGGACCCGUACGAUGAGUGGAUGGAGACGAUCAAUAAACUAGGUGCGAAUACACACUGCAUCACUUCAGCCGAAGAGAAGCAUCUGGCCGAGCAGACCGAGGGCGAAGUCGACACGGACAAAUCGCAGUCUCUGGAGGGCGACGCAAAGCCGCGCAUCUCUGCGGCUGCGUAA